AUGUCAUGUCCCAACAUCCAUUCGCCCCUUCUUAUGCUUCCCGUUCAAGAAGAAAAUAAUGUUUGCCUCUUCACUCUCACGAAAAAGGUACAACAUCAAUUUGAGGUCGACAUCGAAAAAUUUCAAAAUUUCCGUUUUGUGGGUUCAUCUCAUGGAUGGCUAAUUCUUCUGGACCAAAAGGCCGAUCCCAUGCUCCUCAAUAUCAUUACAGGAUUCUUUCAUCAACUUCCAGGAAAAGAGACUUUUCCGCACAUUCAUACCAUCCGUGAAGUCGAGAACGAAGUCUUCGAAAUCCAUUACAAGUCUUGGGAUUAUUCAGUUUCCCACUCUUCAAAAACUCUUCGACAACUUUCUGUCGUGAAGGCUGUUUUAUCUGCAAAUCCAUCAUCUUGUGACGCAGACUGUAAGGUGAUAAUUAUGUACAACGUGCAUUGCAAGUCGAAGCUCGCUUUCUGUAGGCUAGGAGACCCUGGAUGGACGGGCUUUGGUGGUGAAAUUGAGUCAUAUUACGACAUUGUAUGCAAUGGUAAUAUGCUUUAUGCACUGGGGGCAGGACCUUCUGUUGAAAUAUGGGAUUUACGUGAAUCUACGCCAAGCAUGAAGAUGAUAAUUCAAGACCCUCCUCCUCGAAAGUUGAUAGAAGCCCAUCAAAUUUACCCGUCUGAUCUAUAUUCAUCCCAAUGGUACUUGGCUUUCUCAAUGGGGGAGAUGUUUCUAGUUGUGAGGUACAUUGGAGAGUUCGUUAGGUAUGAUGGAAAAGUAGUUUAUGAAGGCGAUACUCUCACUGAGCAUUCAUCCCAGCCCUUAAUUUGUCCUUACAGAACAGUUAAGUUCCAUGUCUAUAAACAAGACUUUGAUCAGAAACUAUGGCUUCCGGUAGAAUCUUUGAAUGAUUAUGCACUAUUCGUGGGUGGAAAUCAUACCGUCUUGUUGCCAGUUAAGGAGCAUCCAGGAUGCAAGGCGAAUGCCAUUUACUUCACUGAUGAUUAUUGGGAUCGAAUGGACGAGGAUUACUCUUAUGGAGGUCAUGACAUGGGAAUCUUCAAUUUAGGAGAUGGAAGUAUAGAGCCAUUGUUCGACUGCGAUCAAGAGAGAAUUGAACCACCACCAUUUUGGAUUGUUCCUAACUAG
This is a messenger RNA of Fraxinus pennsylvanica, 1131 nucleotides long. The record is from the annotation of a GenBank genome assembly. Lineage: Eukaryota; Viridiplantae; Streptophyta; Magnoliopsida; Lamiales; Oleaceae.